AUGGCAACCCGCUCCCGGCCGCCCUCUCGAGCCCGCUCCCCUGUCGAUCAGGGAGAGUUGGGACCCUUCCUUCCGCCAGCCUCCCCUGAGCUCGGCGAAGUCUCACUCGAGCGGGUCAUCCGCCUUCUCUGGGGGCUCCAAUCCCAAGUCAACCGCAUCGAGCGGACCCUCUUGGAACAAACUGAAGUUAGUCAAGAGGUUCAAACCAACGUCGAGAACAUCUCACAAGCGGUCGAUGUUGUCAAGGAUGGGCUUGCCCAGCUCCAAUCCGCCCGGGGUCCCCAUACCCCAGAAGAACAAAAACCCCCCGCGGUUGAGGAAACUCCCAGGGCCGCGCCCAAAGCCAAGCCUAUUGGCAAGGCUCAACCAUUCCUUGGGGCCCCAGCCCCCAUCAUCUCCACAGGGGCCCCCAGGCGCGACCCCCUCUCCCUUUUCAACCCCUACCCUUCCUCGUCCUUCCCUUCAGGACCGGCUCCAGCCACCCAAGGACCUCCACCAGCGCCUGUCAUCACCCCGGCGCAGCCUCCAGUCCCCUCCACUGUAAAAGUGGAUCACCCAGAUGCCUUCAAAGGCAAGAUUGGCUUGGAGGCCAAACAAUGGCUAACACGCAUGCUAGCCUGGGUACGCCUGAAUCAAAGGCAAUUCCCAACGGACCUGGAGGUUCUCUCCUUCCUCCUCAUGAACAUGGAGGAAGCAGCUGGGGCUUGGGCCCAUCCCCACUUGGACCAACUGGGGUCCCAUCGCGCACUCAUCCAAACCGUGGAUGAGUUCAAAGUUGAGUUCCUGGCCGCCUUUGGCGACCCAGAUGCAACCAGAGCAGCGGAGCGGAAGAUCACUUCCCUCACUCAGACCGGCACUUGCGCCGAAUACAUUACUAAGUUCCGCACGCUGCAAAUGGAACUCGACUGGAACGAUGCCGCACUUUGCGGUCAAUUCGCGCGAGGGCUCCACUGGGAGGUCCGCAAACAAAUUGCCACGAGGGAAAGGCAACCAAGAACCCUGAGGGAGCUACAAGAUGCCGCCCUCAUCAUUGACAACGCCCUCCGCGAGGAGCGAGCCAGCCACCCGCAACAGGGUAAUAAGUCUGGCAAAACCUCUUCCACCCCCAACCGGGGGGCGAGUAUUGGCCAACAGGCCACCAAAACCGGUCCCCUCUCCUCCGAUCCCAAUUACGUUUCGGAGGAAGAACGCAACCGCCGCCGCGCAGAAGGUCUCUGUGUCAAAUGCGGCAAACCCGGGCAUAGAUUUGCCGAAUGUCGGACUGGAUGGAAGGCUACCCCUAAAGAGGACAAGGGGAAAGCCAAGGAAGUCGCCAAGAUUGGCAAAGACUCCAAGUACCAAUUGGGAAAAGAAAUUGCACCUCUCUUCACAAUUCCAAUACGGCCAGAGAAAACAGCGGAAACAUUAGAAGUCCUGAUUGACUCAGGCGCCACGUCAUCAUUCUUACACCCUUGUACCGCGGAAUCACUCCGCCUUCCGCUCAUUGAUCUCCCCACUCCACGAACCGUUACCAUGCUCGAUGGGUCGAGCCCCCAGGCAGGAAAAAUCUGGAAGAAGGCAGUACUCACCUUCACCUAUGAUGGCAAAAAGAUGACGGAGACCUUCCUCAUCUGUAAUACUGGCAGCCAUGCGGCCAUCCUAGGUUUGAAAUGGUUAGAUGCUCAUAACCCGGAAAUAGACUGGAACACGCGCACCCUAUCCUUCCCACACACCCCGCCAGAACAUGUGGCCAUUGCCGAAGAGGAAGAAGCUGAUCAGAACCCCCUCGAAGGAGUACCCUUCAAAUACCACCAAUACGCUAAGGUAUUUGGAGAAGAAGAAUUCAACAAGCUUCCUCCCCAUAGGCAUUACGAUAUUGGGAUUGAACUCACCGAAGAAGGCCCCCUCAAUUCUCCCCUCUAUAGUAUGACAGAUGCCGAGUCUGCCACACUAAAAGACUGGCUCAGGGAUGAGUUGAAAGCAGGGAAAAUCCGCCCAAGCAAAUCUUCAAUCAGUUCCCCCGUCAUGUUUGUUCCAAAGAAGGACGGUUCCCGCCGCUUGGUUGUCAACUACCGCCGCCUUAACAACCGGACAAAGAAGAACGUAUACCCGUUACCCCGUCCAGACGAUCUUAUGGCCCAGCUCCGUGGUGCCAAGGUUUUUACCAAACUGGACCUAAGAUGGGGUUACAACAACGUCCGCGUCAAAGAAGGCGACGAAUGGAAGACCGCGUUCCGAACCAAGUAUGGCCUGUACGAAUCCCUUGUCAUGACCUUCGGCCUGACCAAUGCCCCUGCCUCAUUCCAACAUUUCAUGAACGAUCUAUUUAAGGAUUUGUUGGAUGUAUGCGUCAUCAUCUACCUUGAUGACAUCCUGAUCUACUCUAAGGAUGACGCAUCUCACACGCAGCACGUUCAUGAGGUCCUAAAGCGGCUAAUGGAGAAUCAACUGUUUUGUAAGGCUUCCAAGUGUACGUUCCAUGUCACCUCCGUGGAAUAUCUGGGGAUCAUUGUAUCGGAUAAAGGUUUUAGCCUGGAUAAGCUCAAAAUCCAGGCAGUCCAGGAAUGGCCGGUACCCACCAAAGUCAAGGAAGUCCAAUCGUUCCUGGGGUUUGCCAAUUUCCUCCGUCGUUUUGUCGCCAACUUCAGCCACAUGGCUAGGCCGCUACACAACCUAGUCAAGAAGGAUACGCCUUGGAAAUGGGACACAAAGGAACAGGAGGCAUUCCAAGGGCUGAAGGACGCCAUAACCAACGCCCCGGUACUCCGUCACGCCGACCCGACCAAGCCUUAUUUCCUAGAAACAGAUGCUUCUGGUGCAGCCCUAGGCUCCAUUCUCAGCCAACGACAGGAAGACGGCCGCCUCCAUCCACUUGGCUUCCUAUCCGAAUCAUUCAAAGGAGCCGAGCAGAACUAUGACACACAUGAUAAGGAGCUCCUAGCAAUCAUUUGCUCCUUUGAGUAUUGGCGCAUAUUCUUGGAAGGCACCGCACAUCCCAUCACGGUAUUUACAGAUCAUCGCAACUUGGAAUAUUGGAGGGAGUCUAGAACAUUCAACCGACGUCACGCCAGGUGGCACCUGUUACUAGCCGGGUAUAAUUUCCAAAUUGUGUACCGCCCAGGGAAACAGUCAGGGAAACCCAAUGCCCUCUCACGACGUGCUGAUCAUGCCAACAUUCCACCCGCCGCCCAAACCAUGCUCCCAGAGCCAGUAUUCGCCAACGUAGCCCUAGUGACCCCUGAAAAGGAGCUUCAGCGCCAGAUUGAGGCUGCCCUGGACCAGGAUGAAUCCCUGGAGGAAAUACUACAAUUCCUCCAAAAUGAAUCCAAGGCACCCCCCUCCAUCAAACGCGCAUUCAAGGAUUACAAGAUGGAGGCCGGCUUACUCUUUUACCAAGGACAAAUUGUGGUCCCUGACGUCGGAACUCUGAGAACGGACCUACUUUGCAUCUUCCAUGACAGCCCCUUGGCAGGACACCCAGGGAGACAGCGCACCCUGGAAUUGGUAUCAAGGAACUAUUACUGGCCCGGCAUACGCGCGGACACAUAUUGGCACGUUGAUUCCUGCGAAACUUGUCAACGGAUCCGGAAACCCAAGUACGCAUCCAUACCGCCCCAACCAUUAGAACUCCCCUCACGCCCAUGGCAACAUGUGUCGUACAAUAUGAUAGUGGAUCUGCCAAAAGACGGAAGCAAUGACUCUAUCUUAGUUAUUGUGGACAGUUUUACUAAGUACGUUAUCCUGGUAGAGUGUUCCAAGAAGCUCAAAGCCCCGGAACUGGCGGAUCUAUUCCUACGGCACGUAUGGAAACGUUACGGCAUGCCUGAAAAAACAGUAUCGGACCAAGGACGGGUCUUUAACAACAGAUUCUUGAAGGCCUUGUACCAACGCCUAGGGAUAGACCCCCACUUCUCCUCGGCCUACCACCCCCAGAGCGACGGGCAAACAGAACGCGUGAACCCCACGGUCGAACACUUUCUAAGGGCCUACUCAGGGGUAAACCAGAAGGACUGGGUCAAGUGGUUGCCAAUGGCGGAGUUUGCCUAUAACAAUGCGGUACAUAGUGCUACAGGCAAAUCCCCGUUCAAGGCACUAUACGGAUGGGAACCAUCCUUAACCCCAAGUAACCUACCAACGGACGUCCCUGAGGCAGAUGAAUUGGCAACACAGAUGGAGGCACAAUGGCGGGAAAUAGAAUCCGCACUCCGGCAAUCAAAAAUACGUAUGACAGCCGGAAAAACAGGAGAACCACUCGAGUUUGAAAUUGGGGAAGAGGCCUGGCUGGACGCCAGAAACGUGAAGCUGAAGACCCUGAGUCCCAAGCUGACGGAACAACGCCUAGGUCCCUUCAAAGUGACUGAGAAAAUCUCCGAUCGCGCAUAUUGCCUGGAACUCCCGCCGUCCAUGAGAAUCCACAAUGUCUUCUACGUGGGACUCCUGUCAAAAGUCAAAAGGGACAAAAAGCGCAACUUUGAGAACCAGCCCCCACCUGUUACCGUGGAUGGAGAAGAAGAAUACGAGGUUGAAGGGAUCACAGACAUGGAAGAAAGGAACGGAAAGUGGUUUUUUAGGGUAAAAUGGAAAGGCUACGGAUCAGAGGAGAAUACCUGGGAACCAAGGGAAAACCUCAAAAACGCCGAAAAAAUCCUAAAAAAAUUUGAAGAGGAAAUGAAGAAGAAGGCCCUUGGCGCCGCCAAGGCCCUUAGAGGGGGGGCAGUGUCGUAG
This is a messenger RNA of Rhizoctonia solani, 4704 nucleotides long. RefSeq names its product Retrotransposable element Tf2 protein. Gene Ontology annotation, biological process: DNA integration. The transcript is spliced from 2 exons. NCBI's taxonomy places the organism in Eukaryota, Fungi, Basidiomycota, Agaricomycetes, Cantharellales, Ceratobasidiaceae. The record is from RefSeq and is a predicted model, not a curated record. Gene Ontology annotation, molecular function: nucleic acid binding; zinc ion binding. Bases 1 to 4704 code for a protein of 1567 amino acids.